GUCAGGCCAGACGUAAGCGUCAUCCCCCGGAACUACUUUCUUUUACGUUGUUUCCACUCGACGACGUUCCAGCUCACGCGCCAAAAGGACCUGCACCGUCCUGAACCAAAACAAGAGCCGGACUUUUGGGUAACUCGAGUUGUAUCCAGACCUCUUCUUUUUCUCGUAGGUGAUUGUCGAAUAGUAAUUGUGGGUUUCUGAUGGCCUUUGACGAUAGUUCACUGUCCGCGAAGAACGGACGAACCUCGUUGCUGGACAACGGAGAGGACUUUGAAAUGUUGGACGACGAUUGCAAUGACGACGAACCGCCUCCUCUGGAAGACGCCGGUGGUGGGAAGACGAAAGAAGCAGACAAGCCUGGCAGUGACAAUGGCCCCACUGACCCCUCCAGUCCAGAGGAAGAGUGGCUGGAUAUUUUAAAUAAUGGUCUACUAAAGAAAAAGGUCCUGGAAGCAGGGGAAGGGCGAGACAGUCGACCUCAGAGGGGACAAAAUGUGAAGAUUAAUCUGAAAACUUUGCUGAGGUGCGGGACACUGGUGGCAGAGCAGCGGGAACUUUCUUUCACUUUGGGAGAUGGAGACGUUAUCCAGGUCCUGGAUUUGUCUGUGCAGCUCAUGGAAAAGGGAGAGAAAGCAUUGAUCCAUGCUGAUGCCAAAUAUGCUUAUGGUCCUCAUGGAAGCGAUGAACCCAAGGUUCCGCCCAAUACUGAUUUGUCACUGGAGGUUGAACUUCUGGAGGUCACUGAAGGUCCCGACCUGGAACUUCUGCCUCCAACAGAAAGGAUCACGCUGGCUGAUUGCAAGAGAGAAAAAGGCAACUUCUAUUAUCAGCGUGGAGACUAUGCGUAUGCUGUCAACUCGUACAGCAUUGCCCUGAAGGUCAUCGACUCCAAUUCUAAAGUGGACAUCUCACCUGAGGAAGAGAGCAUUCUGAUGGACGUGAAAGUCAAGUGUCUAAACAACAUGGCAGCCUCACAGUUGAAACUUGAGCAUCAUGAUGCCGUGCUUAAGUCUUGCACCGCGGCUCUUGCCCUCCAGCCAGAAAACAUUAAAGCGAUGUAUCGCAUGGGAAAGGUACUUGCUUUACAAGGGGAAUAUCAGGAGGCCAAUCAAAUCUUGAGGAAAGCUCUGAAGUUGGAACCAGUGAACAAGACAAUCCAUGCCGAGCUCUCGAAAUUGGCCAAGAAAACGGCAGAACAAAAGGGAGCAGAGCAGGCGCUCUACAAGAAGAUGCUGGGUAACCCCGCAACCGUCACCACAGAGAAAAGGCAGCCAAAGAAUUCAUGGAGUCUGAGCUGGAAGUGGUUGUUUGGAGCCACUGCUGUAGCCAUCGGCGGCGUGGCAUUAUCAGUCGUCUUGGCUGCCAGGAGUUGAACCAUGCCUCCUGUCAUGACACCAUGUCCAAGUUGUGCAGCAAUGGAACCCGUAGAGAGAAGCACGUACGGCCAAAUCAAGUGGAUAAGUGCAGCGCCACGGAGCACCCAAUCUGUUUUGUUCCAUUUGUGGAAGAAAACUAUGUUCUGUUAGUAUGUCCAUUUAGGAAUUAUACUGGACUUCCACACGUAAUAAUUGUGUAGUUUUAUGCUGUUUUGUUAUGCACUGUUUUCGUUGUCAGUUUUUGCCUUCAAUAGUUUACUUUGCAAUGACUAAUGCAAAUAGAAAAUCAACCUAUUUCACUUGAACUAUUUUUUUUUUAUUUAAUGAAAAGUGUUUAGAUUUUUUUAUAAGCCAGUCACACGCUGAAGCUGGUACAGAUGGCUGCAGCUCCCUCCACGUCUGGAGAACAAGGAGAUAGAAUAGCAUUGAGAAAGUGUUUUUUCCUUAAAUUGGCGUCCUGCUUUUUGGGAGUUGACCUAUGCAGUUUGUAAAUUCUUGUGGAAGGUGGUAGAAUGUGAUAUAAAUAGUUAGGAUCAGGAUUUAUUUAGACUAUUUAGUUAUUUUCCAACUAUACCUCAGGUUUAUAUCAUUUCAACCAAACAAUGACCAAAAAGUUGUGUAUGUUUCAUCCUCCCGAUAGAAUUAUCUGGAUUUAUUUAAGUUCAUUCCAUUGUUUAGAAUCGUUGAAGAUGCUUAAACCAUAAAAAGUGCAUUGAGUGAUUGUCAUUAAAAACGUUCUCAAA
This is a messenger RNA of Synchiropus splendidus (mandarinfish), 2119 nucleotides long. It is a transcript of the gene fkbp8, whose product is annotated as FKBP prolyl isomerase 8. Bases 201 to 1373 code for a protein of 390 amino acids. The record is from RefSeq and is a predicted model, not a curated record. Gene Ontology annotation, molecular function: peptidyl-prolyl cis-trans isomerase activity; protein binding. Lineage: Eukaryota; Metazoa; Chordata; Actinopteri; Syngnathiformes; Callionymidae. The transcript has 9 exons.